This is a messenger RNA of Pararge aegeria (speckled wood butterfly), 3128 nucleotides long. RefSeq names its product beta-alanine transporter-like. Gene Ontology annotation, molecular function: transmembrane transporter activity. Gene Ontology annotation, biological process: transmembrane transport. The transcript has 13 exons. Gene Ontology annotation, cellular component: membrane. The record is from RefSeq and is a predicted model, not a curated record. Bases 238 to 2400 code for a protein of 720 amino acids. Lineage: Eukaryota; Metazoa; Arthropoda; Insecta; Lepidoptera; Nymphalidae.
AUGCCCGUGCGUUUGUCGAUCGAAUUUCAAUAUGUAACAUGUUUGAUGCGUAAACAACAGUGAAAAUAUACAAUAGAAAUAAGCUUACAAUCUACAGAAACAGAGGUAAUUACCGAGCAUAGAUACAUAUUUGAAUAUAGAAAUAUUGAAUAUAGAGACAUAAAUAAAUAAUAUACAGAAAUGACUGUGCUACUUUGGACUUUGUCGAUUGAAACUGAGGUGAAGUGAGCAGUGAGGAUGACGUGGACUAAGGAAUUGGACGAGGCUGCCGUCCUGGCUACUAAGAAGGGCUGCUGGCAUAUGCUUCUGUUUUACUUAUUGUGUGGGCUGGCAGCCAUACCGACAUCUUUCUUGGUAUUCUCUCAGGUCUUCACAAACGCAAGUCCUGAGCACUGGUGCGCACCACCUUCAGAACUUGAAAGCCUAGCAUUCCCAGAUGAAAUGCUUCGCAAUUUGACUGUGCCACAAGAAAAAGGAGUAUUUGAAACUUGCAGAAGUUACUCACUUGAUAUGCCAGUGUUGUACGCUGAUCUCAGUGACUACUUUGGUAUUAAAAAUGUUACAAAUGUGGAAAACGGUACUCUCUUAUUUCUAAAAAUUAAGGAUUUGAUCUUAUCCAGUGAACCAGAUGAGAGAUACGAGAAGAUACAAAGAGUACAAGAUGCAAUUGUGGCCGUAAGAAAAGAACCUACUGCUUGUACGAACUCAUGGAUUUUUAAGACAGAACAUUAUACUACAACUUUAGUUACGGAGUUCUCGUUGGUAUGUGACAAAGAAUGGUUGCCGAGAACUGGUACCACCUUGUUCUGGGUGGGCUCUCUAGUUGGUAAUCUAUUCUUUGGAUGGAUAUCUGACAGAUACGGUCGCCGGCCUACAAUUUUGCUUAUGGUAUUUCUUGAGGUACCAUUAUGUAUUCUUGCAUCAUUCCCCGGAAAUUAUUGGGGUUAUAUCGCUUUGAGGGUACUGGGUGGGCUAUUCUUCCCAGCCCUUUACCAGCAGCCUUUCAUUCUAGCUUUGGAAUUAAUGCCCCCAGCAACGAGAACUCAUACAGGUAUCGUCGUGGGUAUGCUAUUUGCAAGUGGUAUGUGCUUGCUGGCCCUUCUGGCUUUUCUGAUACGUGACUGGUUUUACUUGUCCAUAGCUAUCAGCCUUCCUUUUGUUGUAUUAUUUGGAUACUACUGGCUGAUACCUGAGUCUCCGCGAUGGUUGGUCGGAAGAGGGCGUAUAGCGGAUGCUGAAAAAGUUCUUAGAAAUCUCGCCAAGAAAAACGGCAUAGUUAUAAGUCAUGGUUUUCUUUUAGAAUUGCAUAAAAAGAUUAAAGAUGAAGAAGCCGAAGCAGAACUUUCAAUAAUGCCCACAGCUAACGGAUUAGUACUUUUACACGAGAAAGAUGAACUUGUGGAUAGAAAAAUCAAUAGUAUGUUUUCUUCGAAAAAUGAACUUAGAAAUAAUGGUGAGCAUGAUGUUGAAAACAAAGAAAACUUAGAACCUAGAUUACUAGAAGGAGGAGAUUUAAUUCAGAAAUCUAGGUCCCCAAGAGAUGCAGAAAGUAUCAAAGAGGAAGUAAUCAAAUUGAAUCAGAAAGAUUUAAUACAAAAUCCUGAUUUACAACAAAGAAAUACACAGACAGAAUAUUCUUUCCCAAACAAUCUAAGAAGUAAAUCUCUUCAAAUAGUCAAUAGAAUUAUUUUAAAAGAAAAUCAAGAUAUACCAGAUAAGAGGAAAAUGGAUGACGAGAACUCCGAAGGAGAUUAUAGAGCAUCUCCACUAGAUGUAUUUAGAUAUCCAAAUAUAAGAAAGAAGUUUUUUAUACUUACAUUUAAUUGGAUAGCAUUAGGAGUAGUCUAUAAUAGUUUAAGUUAUAAUACGCCAAAUUUAGGAGUAGAUGAUUACUUGGCAUUUUUUAUCGGUGGAGCAGUAGAAAUUCCAUCAUAUUUCAUCGCAUGGCAGUGCAUGGAACGAUAUGGCCGACGUUGGGUUUUGUGCAUCUUUAUGAACGUUGGAGGCUUGGCAUGCUUGAGCUGUGCAUUAGUUCCAGAAGUGUGGCCUUGGGUGAUAGUUUCAUUAGCCAUGUUGGGAAGAUUAUGCGCUGCUGCGUCUUUCGCAGUGUUUUAUGUACAAAUUGGUGAAUUGCUUCCCACAGUUGUGAGAGCACAAGCUAUGGGCGCUUCGUCUGUCGUGGCUGGUAUCGGAUUGCUAACAGUUCCAUAUAUUGUAGCACUGGCAUCUGUAUCUAAAUAUCUUCCACUUAUCAUUAUGGGCGUGCUGAGCGUGAUGGCAGGUGUUACGUCACUCUUCUUGCCAGAAACCUUGAACCAGCCCUUACCACAAACACUAGAAGAUGGAGAAUCGUUUGGAAGAAGUUUUAAAUUAUUGAGCUGCGUAGAAAGUAAAGAGUAGAUUGACACUGGCAUUUAUAAUUUAAACGCCAAUGUGUGCUGUUUGGUUACCUGUCUUUGUUUGGCUAUGUUUGGCUCAACCGCUGCACCGAUGUAGGUGGGCACAGAGAUUGACAUAGGAUACUUUGUAUCCCAGGAAAUUAACAAGAAACUGUUACCGCUUUAUUAAAAACUUACCUUUGUUACUUAUGCACGCACUACAAAUAAACUGCUCUCCACUAAACAUAUAGCUUAGAUCUUAGUGACUGACAUAAGUAGGUUGUUAAGCUCGGAAUAAAGAGACAAGGUGCUCCCGGGAUUUUUAGAAAAGGCGAAGGUAAUUCAGAUGAAUUAUUGGGCAGCAGCUAGUACUACGAGAUAGCAAGGACCUGAGUGCCUAAUGUGAGGUUUUUUUUUCUAAGUCUACUUAGAAGCUUGGAAACAUUAUUUCCACUAGAUGGCGGUCUAUUCAGUUCAAACAAUAGUUAACUUACACGCGAUCGUAUAGGUAGAAAAUCUCACACUAGGCAUUCUGUGGCACUUAUGAUGAACACGGCGAAUUAUACUUAUUUUCGUAAUUAAGGUUUUAAUACAUUAAUUUACAUGUACCUCAAUAUACCUAGAAGCGUGCGUAAUUGUAGAUAUGUCUCAACUCUGAGUAAGUUACUUUUAAGUUCUGCAUUUUGUUCAUGUUCGACGAACUUACAUUAUAAAAACAAUAAUUCACUAAUACUUACUGUUAUUGUAUGA